AUGUACAGAAUAACUUUGGAGCCGAUAUAUAAUUUGGAUAAGAACAGGACUGAAGUGAGAUGUCACCUGAGGAGGAAACCACCGCAAGUCGUCUACCAAGUUUGGUUCUAUGUAACUGUAAAUUUUACUAACCUGAAUGAACGGUUUGAGACUGAAAGAGUCAGCUACAAACAGGAAGAACCACAACCAACAUUUGCAAAAAGUGAUCCACCUCAUGCGUCAAAAUUUGAUAACAACAAAUAUGAUCCGAAUAUAAAUCAGCAACCAAUAAACAACGUGGCACAUAAAGACAUAAAACUCAGCAGAAAGGUUAUAAAUCAUUUUGAAUUCCUGCAAGUACAACAUGAUUGGGGAUUGGACGGAGCAUACGGUGACGUCGUACUCGUUGCUGAUCUUGACCUCAGCAACCUUGCCAGCAGAAGUAGAAAUGACCAGACAAAUAACUUUAAGGUGCUCACCUUGAAAAAUUUCAUGAAAAUGCAACAACAAAAAUUUUUACAUAAAAGACAUAGCUAUAAAAAGAACAAUGACGAAGCCUACCUCGAAAUCAACAAAAACGAUCGUUCAAACUACAAGGACAAAAAGGAUAAUUCAUUUUCAAGAGAGGAUCGCACCAUCGGAAACAACUCCACCAACGGUGGAAAUGUGAGAAUAAGAAAAGAGAAAAGUGAUCGAAACGGAUUUUCCAGCAGCAAGCAGCUGGCCGACAACGUGUACAUUGCUGAGAACAUUCACUUCAAGCAACCCUUCGCGUACAACACGCACAGCUGGGGACGGAGUGGUUGCCAGAAAAAUAAAAAACAUUUUGUUGGCUACGAAGAAAAUGAUGAUGAUGAUGCCAGGGGUGAUGAAGGUGAUGUUGAGAAGGAUGAUGAGGAGAACGUAAAUAGUGCAGCAGCUGAAGAUGUACGUGACGACGAUGAUGAUGAUGAUGAUAAUGACAAAAAUGAAGGAAUGAGUAGUGAACGGGUGAGUGUCUUGAUUGAUAGAUCGUUUGAUGGGAUGGAGUACCUCUUCAAGUCGUUGCGUCAUCCUCCCCACCUACGAUUGUCCAUUGCAGUCAACGCCGAUAUAUACAUGGUUAGUGACAGUGAUGCUGGAUGCUGA
Molecule: messenger RNA, 1107 nt
Organism: Helobdella robusta
Lineage: Eukaryota; Metazoa; Annelida; Clitellata; Rhynchobdellida; Glossiphoniidae
Exons: 3
Coding region: 1-1107 (368 amino acids)
Source: RefSeq, a predicted model, not a curated record